Molecule: messenger RNA, 994 nt
Organism: Megalops cyprinoides (Indo-Pacific tarpon)
Lineage: Eukaryota; Metazoa; Chordata; Actinopteri; Elopiformes; Megalopidae
Product: serine protease 33
Exons: 7
Coding region: 74-994 (306 amino acids)
Biological process (GO): proteolysis
Molecular function (GO): serine-type endopeptidase activity
Source: RefSeq, a predicted model, not a curated record
UACAUCAGUACCUUCUUCUGUUUUGACGGCCUGACAAACCCUCAAGAAACAGGUCUUAAGGACAGAAAACAAGAUGUUUUUGAAUUUGGGCAUACCGGUUAUCAGUGUUUUGACUGCUAUGGGUUUUUGGAAUUGUGAUGCACAAGUGUGUGGUCGAGCUCCCCUGGCCAACAGGAUUGUGGGGGGGAGUGCUGCACAGGAAGGGGCAUGGCCAUGGCAAGUGGAUAUUCAGAUUAAUAAGAGCCAUGUCUGCGGGGGGUCCAUCAUAGCUAAAGACUGGGUGCUGUCUGCCGCGCACUGUUUCCCAAAUCCGUCUGCUCUGUCCUUCUAUCUGCUUUACAUGGGCCGGUACCAGCUCAAUGGCGUUAAUCAGUUUGAGGUGUCCAGGAGCGUUCGCCGGGUGGUGGUUCCAUCGAAAUAUUCAUCCCCAGACAAGGGGCAGGAUAUGGCAUUGGUCCAGCUGGCAUCCCCUGUCAACUGGACAGACCAAAUCCAGCCUAUCUGCCUGCCUGAUAUGGGCACACUCUUCCCCGGUGGCACUCUGUGUUAUGUAACAGGCUGGGGUAACAUAAAGGAAGGGGUGUCUCUGCCAGGACCUGGGACCCUACAAGAGGUGGAGGUGCCAAUCAUUGGGCAGGCUUCCUGUCAGUCAAUGUUCCAGGUCCAGUCUUCCUCUGACACACUGCAGAUCCUGUCUGACAUGAUCUGUGCAGGUUUUCAGAACGGGGGCAAGGACUCCUGCCAGGGGGAUUCGGGUGGACCCCUCAUGUGUCGUAUGGAGAGUGGGAUCUGGGUGCAGGCAGGGGUGGUGAGUUUUGGACUGGGCUGUGCUCGGCCAAACUUGCCCGGGGUCUAUUCCAAGGUGUCCGCUUUCUCAGACUUCAUCCGACAGAAUAUUCCAGGGAUCCAGCUCUACAGCCAUGCCUCAACAAACUGCACAACUGGGUUGAUGGUACUGGCCAAUACCCUGCUGCUGAUGCUGCUGAUUAAAUAG